This is a messenger RNA of Bactrocera latifrons, 2443 nucleotides long. It is a transcript of the gene fbl, whose product is annotated as pantothenate kinase 3. Gene Ontology annotation, cellular component: nucleus; cytosol. Gene Ontology annotation, biological process: coenzyme A biosynthetic process. The transcript has 8 exons. NCBI's taxonomy places the organism in Eukaryota, Metazoa, Arthropoda, Insecta, Diptera, Tephritidae. The record is from RefSeq and is a predicted model, not a curated record. The coding region runs from base 808 to 2070 and encodes 420 amino acids. Gene Ontology annotation, molecular function: pantothenate kinase activity; ATP binding.
GGCCAAUUGUCAUCGUGUGUCUUCCUUUCAUUGGAAAAUUCGUGGGUGCGAGUUAAAACGUGAAAUUUGUGUGAAAGUUUUUCUUCAAGCAAUAAGAAAAACAUAAAAUAUAUGUGUAAAUAGGGUUUAUAUAUAAAAUUCUUUUGACAAGGUGCUGCAUCGGCCGAUCAAUUUGCACAGAGGGACAUAACCUUGAAACAGUAUUUUAUUUGUAUCGGCAGAUCUACAGAAUCCUUGUUUUUGCUCGUAAACACACACUUCGAAGGCCUGUCAUAGCCAAGGCAAUCAAUGUGAAGCAACAAGAAAAUUAAAUAACCGCAAAUAGAAAACUACUUGGCUUGGCUGGUGAUACAUGAAAGCAAUAAAACGCCGCGCUGAAUCAUUUUGUUACGAUUGAUAAGACUCUGGCGUCAAUUUAUUACGUAGAAGAAAUUGCUACCGAAUGUAUGCCAUUCCAGCUGAAAAAAUAUUAAAAUAUCUUCUAUAUAUGUACAACGUACCGCUAGUGUGUUGUGCGCGAUUAUUUACAUUCAAGAUUUUAUCAUUGAACUUGUGAUUACAGUGAUUUGUUUUGUGAAAUAUAUAGUCAUUACCAACAUACAUACGUACAUACGUAAUACGUCAACAAAUAAAGUGUGGUAUUCGGUCUCUCGCCCAUUUAGUUACGUCGUCAUCAGUGUGUCUUAUACAUUACAUGCCCACAUAGUGUUGUUACAUUUGCAUUAUAAACAUCUACAUCGUCACACGCAGGUUCUGUAAAAGGUUUGGGCAGAUAGAUCAACAAUCUUAUUGGCUAAUUAUAACGACAUGCAAGACGAAAAAAUGCUCAGAUCACAAUUGGCUAAAGGUAAGCAUUUAAAAACAAUGCCUUGGUUCGGCAUGGAUAUCGGCGGUACACUUACAAAGCUAGUCUACUUUGAACCAAAGGAUAUAACACCCGAUGAACAGGAUCAAGAGGCUGAAAUUCUACGAAAUAUACGUCGUUAUUUGACCAAAAAUUCCGCUUAUGGCAAAACCGGACAUCGUGAUACACAUCUACAGAUGGACAAUGUUGAGAUACGCAAACGCCGUGGCUCAUUGCAUUUCAUCCGCUUCCAAACCACUGACAUGAGCAAUUUUCUCCUGUUGGCCAAACAAAAGGGCAUGGCUGAACUGGUGACCACCGUUUGUGCAACGGGUGGUGGUGCAUUCAAAUUUGAGAAUGAAUUCCGGCAGCAAGUCAACAUGAAGCUCGCCAAAUUCGAUGAACUCGACACGCUCAUCAAAGGCAUACUCUUUGCCGAGGUGCAAAAUCCCACAGAGUGCUAUUUCUAUGAGAACGCCCGUGAUAUUAUGAAAAGUGAAAAGCGCGCUUUUGAUUUCUCCAAACCAUAUCCCUUCAUAUUGGUUAAUGUCGGCUCGGGUGUGUCGAUAUUGGCUGUAUAUGGACCAGACAACUAUAAGCGUGUCUCAGGCACAAGUUUGGGUGGUGGUACAUUCCUUGGCCUCUGUUGCUUACUAACCGGCUGCAAUUCAUUCGAGGAGGCUAUACAGCUCGCAACAAAGGGUGACAAUCGUAAAGUGGAUAAACUGGUGCGUGAUAUUUACGGCGGCGAUUAUGAUCGCUUUGGCUUAACGGGAGAUUUAGUGGCGUCAAGUUUUGGACAAAUGCAUAUUAAGGAUAAACGCUCAUCCGUGUCGCGUGAGGAUUUAGCUAACGCCACAUUGGUAACAAUUACCAAUAAUAUUGGUUCAAUUGCACGCAUGUGCGCGCUGAAUGAGAAAAUGGACAAGGUCGUAUUUGUGGGCAACUUUUUGCGUGUAAAUCCGAUUUCAAUGAAACUACUCGCCUACGCCAUGGAAUUCUGGUCGAAUGGCACACUCAAGGCGCUCUUCCUCGAACACGAAGGCUAUUUCGGCGCACUAGGUUGCCUAUUGCAGUUCAAUGGUGAAAUUGCGGCCGCUUUGAAUGAGACAGCAGAAACGUCACAACAGACACAAAAAAGCGAAACAACAGCUGAUACUUUUUCAAAUACCAUAAAUUCCACAACUUCGCCACACAGUAAUAAUGCCAAUAAUAGUGAUAGUUGAAGUACAGGGACUGCUGCUAAUAUGUAUUUUUUUUAGUUCGUAGCUCAAAGAAAUUUUAAUAGAAAAGAACUAAAAAUCAAUAAUACAAAAAAUGCUUGAAAAUAAUAAAACGAAAGUAUGUACUAACAAAAACAGACAAGACAUCAAAAUCAUAAUCAAAAUAUAGUUAAUUAAUAAUACAUUUUUUAUGUGUUAGUAUAAAAAGGUAAAAGUAUGUAUGUAGUUUUUACGUAUGUAUGUAUAUUUAAACAAUUAAAAAAAAAACAACAACAACAAACAAAUAAAAUAAGUUGGUAAAGAGCAAUCACACACGUCCAUAAACUGAUUAUUUAAUUUGUAUAUAAAUUAUAACUAAAAAUUUAGGAGCGAAGUU